Amorphotheca resinae ATCC 22711 is the source of this 2610-nucleotide messenger RNA. RefSeq lists its product as hypothetical. Lineage: Eukaryota; Fungi; Ascomycota; Leotiomycetes; Helotiales; Amorphothecaceae. The coding region runs from base 1 to 2610 and encodes 869 amino acids. The record is from RefSeq and is a predicted model, not a curated record. Gene Ontology annotation, cellular component: nucleus. The transcript is spliced from 2 exons. Gene Ontology annotation, molecular function: chromatin DNA binding.
AUGUCCCUCGCGACGCUCAGAAGUGAAGGUGAAGGUGUCAUUGAAAGGUAUCGAUCUCGCUAUCGUCACUCCCAGCCUUUCUUGCAGAGGAAUGUUCGAAAGGCUCUACAAUAUCUCACGAUGGGGUCUACACUAUCAUCUCUGACUACGUCGACUGGGCUGAAGGCGCGAGCAGAGGCGCUGACUCCUCCUGACGACGAAGAUGAGGAGGAUAUCAGACCAGCGAAACGACGCAAGACUAGCGACUUCAACAGUACCAGCAAUGCCUCCCCGUUCGAUGAUGUAUCUCCCCGGCGCAAACCAUUUGGUCAUGUGACAAAUGAGAGUAGAGGAGCGGCAUCUCGAUUAUCAGAAAAGCUCCGAGCUGUUCGACCAUCUGACUUCUAUGGGAGAUCUCGCUCUGUUACUUCAAGCCGCCAAUCAAAUUCGACUCCAAAGCAAGAAGAAGUAGCAUCGAGAGGCAGCAAGACAUCCAUCAAAGGCAUCUUACCCGAAACGCCUGUAGAUUUCAAGAGGGCAUUGAAGGUUGAGGUUAUCAGCAUUGUACCAAAACCCCCAACUGGAGAUGAGCCAUUGGAGUUCACCAGAGGUCGUAAGAGUCCUAUCGACACCAAAUGUCGCUGUUCGGUGGCACUCUUCUGCGCAAAGAAUGAUGAGGAUCCUCCAGGGCCUAUUCGGCAACAGGACUACCUUGAGGUCUAUCGAAAAUAUAAGAGCUGUACUUUACGGACCACUUUUAACGACGAUGGAGAAAUUUCUAGAAAACUUAUUCUUCUCGAGCCCUUUAUUCUAUCUUCCGAAGAAUUCUACGUCAACCGGAGGAAGACCAACCAUUUUGGGGAGUACGAGUACGAGUUCGAUUUCGGGGAUAAGUACUACGUCCAAGUCACUUUGGAGCCUGUAGGCUCCCAAAAACAGUGGCCACCUUUUGAAAUUACAGCCUCCACGGAUCUAAAUGCAAUUGAUGAUAGCUCAUCUGAUUCCAGUCCCGUAACGGAGCUUCUUCUUUCGGGCAAAGUGACGCAAAAUGAUCUUUGUCUGGUUUGUAGUAUGCCUGGGUUACUAGAUCCAGAUCGUCAAAUCAGAUCUGUUGAUCUCAAGGUCUCUUAUGGCUCAAUCAAACAGAAGGUACCAUACGGCCUGCAGAUCAAAAUGCAAUGGUCUUUGCCAAACAAAUUCUGCGAUUUGCCAACGAGGAUUCCAAAGAUUGAGUCUCCCCGAGGCGUCACAUCAACAGCUGCUAUUGCUGAGACUAUUCCAGCAUCUCCAUUAACACGGAAAGUCAAGGGGGAGCUACUGUCUGCCCCCAAUAGCCCAGUAGAUCGUGCUUCGAGGCGCCGAUCAAAUGUUCCAACCUAUAAUCUGAAAACCUUAAGCGCUCAAGCACAAGGCAAAUCCCCGAGGGCCCGCAGAAAUCUCAGAUCCAAAUCCGUCCAGGCUUCCACAGAAGAUUCAGAAGGUAUGACUGUAACGUACGGUUUCGGCAAAGCAGAUGCUGCAGAGCUGGGCAUAAAGCAACAAACCUCUGUCGUUGGCUUGAUGUGUCCUUUCUGCAAUCGUCGUCUAAGACGUCUCGAGGACUUGAGGUUGCAUCUACAUACAAACCAUACCAACUUCAAGUUUGCAUUGCGUAGGUCCAACACAUCCAGAGCUGGAUUCUUCGUUGAGGCGGCAAAGCAAGGCCCUCGAUCGAGUUCAGCGGAGCGCGUAAAAACAUUCCAGCUUGGCAGGCCUAUGACUCUAUUCGACCUGGAGAAGUAUUUGAAUGGAGAUGAAAGCUGGGUGAAGGCACGGGAGGGGCCACAACACAAUCAGUGGCCUGAGCACCUCAUCGAUCGAUACCACGAGUCCUCCCUAUCUUCAUCCCCACACGAUUCACGGCAUAGCUCUCCAAACACAUCGAACGAUACAGAUGGAGUCAUGGAUCUUGACAAUGAGCAACCCAAAGUACCUAUUCGACCAAGGAAGAUCUUUUACGUCCCGAAGACACGUAAGCCGCUAUAUGAUACCGUCACAAAGCGAAUUCUGCAGCCAGGGGAAGAGAUCCCGGAUAGUGAUGAUGAGAAAGAUGAAGGCUGGCUUCACCAGAAACAUCGUGAUAUUAUCCUGGACUUCACUGAUGUUACUGAUGAUGAGAAAGAUUACAUUACCAGAUGGAACCCAUUUAUCAUGGAGAUGCAUCUCACGUGCGAGAAGUAUCUACCAGAAGCUUGUCUACGGUUCGUGGAGGCCAACGUGGAUUGGUUUGCCGAGAGGAAAAGCCGCAAAGCCGAAUUCUGCAAGCUGAUGGAGACGUUCAUUAUGCGAGGCGUUGUUGAGCAACAGUGUCUUGAUAAGUGCGCUGACAUCUUGAGGACAGCAGAGAAGACGAAAGGGAAAAGGGCAGAGAGAGGAGAAGAUACUGAGAUGCAUAAUACAGAGACGUCGGGGUCAUCUACAAAGCUUAGAGGCAUACUGGAUUGCAUUUGCGGGGAACAUACACAACCACUAGAUCGUGUUAUUUGUCGCGGCCCGGAAUGCAAAGGUCGAUUCUAUCAUCGCAAGUGUGCUGGGGAGUCGGGGAGACCUAUAAAUGGACCCUGGCUCUGCGACGACUGCUUUUCUCCUUGA